Molecule: messenger RNA, 3697 nt
Organism: Haliotis rufescens (red abalone)
Lineage: Eukaryota; Metazoa; Mollusca; Gastropoda; Lepetellida; Haliotidae
Product: ubiquitin-conjugating enzyme E2 J2-like
Exons: 8
Coding region: 138-869 (243 amino acids)
Source: RefSeq, a predicted model, not a curated record
UUUACUGCAGAUCUGACUUUGAGUAGUCAUCAUUUCCUGUUUCUUCCGAAGUGGAAAAAUAAUGUCAUACGAGUUGGACAAUACACAUUUUGUUUCGACAUAAUAGUAUCAAAAGUACCACGAACAUCGAUAUAAAGAUGUCGGGUGGCAAGAGAGUGAACACCACCGCCACUGCGCGUCUCAAGCAGGACUACAUGAGGAUCAUGAAGGACCCAGUACCCUAUGUGAAGGCUGUCCCACUGCCAACAAACAUGCUAGAAUGGCAUUAUGUUGUACAAGGGCCGGAGAAUUCUCCAUAUGAAGGGGGUCUAUAUCACGGUAAACUCAUCUUUCCACGAGAGUUCCCCUUCAAGCCACCUAGCAUCUACAUGAUCACCCCUAACGGCAGAUUCAAGUGUAACACAAGGUUGUGUCUCUCCAUCAGUGACUUCCAUCCAGACACAUGGAACCCAGCAUGGUCUGUCUCCACCAUACUCACAGGGCUGCUCAGCUUCAUGUUGGAGAAGAGUCCUACACUGGGGAGUAUAGAGACCUCAGACUACACAAAACGUCAGCUGGCGGCACAGAGUGGAACAUUCAACCUCAAUGACAAGAUCUUCUGUGAGCUGUUCUCAGAUGUGGCUGAGAACAUCCGAGCUGAGAUUCGGAGGCGGGAGGAGGAAAUGCAGCGCUCCACAGAUUCCAGUGGGAACGUGGAUGGCGGAUCCAGGAAUGGCCGCAGUGGCUUGCUCAAUGGAAACCCCAACACUGUACUUAACGGACAAAAUCAGGGAUUCUUUGGAACAGCUCUGACAAAUAUAUUUGUGAUAAUUGGUUUUGCAGCAUUUGCUUACACAGUGAAAUAUGUUCUAAGAAGUGUCGUUGAUUGAAGAUGAGCGUCCUGUUUGGCUGUUAUCAUCUUCCCGAGGCAAGAGAGUUAACUGACUAUGAAAGUCCAGUUUCCACGUUUGCCGAAAAAGGCUGGAAUAAUUCAGUUUCAGUUCGGUUGGACUUAAGAGUCUAUGCAUAGUCCAAUCAAAAUCGCGCAACAAAAUUGAAAUCCAGUUAGUAAACUGUCAUGCAGAUUUUGGUCGAUUGCAGGAUUUGCAAAGCAUGUGCACACUGCCAACUCGUCAACAGAUAUUUUCGAAGUCUUUUCAUGUUUUUAAUGAAGGUGCUCAUGUGAUUUGAUGCACUUCACGAUGUAAGACCCGUUUUUUCACAAUAUAGAUCUUGAUUAUCGAUCAGAUCAUCUUGACUUGGUACCACCAUUUUGUUUGAAGCAAAUACAAGUGAUACGAGAGGUGGAAUCUGAUUGGUCCUUAGGAGAGACUUAGAAGGGACUUAACUAGUAAUAACCACUGGUGGCACUAUGAUCGAGCCCAGGAAUUCCAGCCUAGUUCGGUAAGGGUGGAAAAUGGACUUUUGAAGUCAGUUAACUCUCUUGCCUCGGGAAGAUGGGUUGUUUUGACCUUUCAACUUUGGCCCUUGACCGAAGAUCUAAGGAAUGCCUGUAUAUAUUGACUGGUUCUGGUAUAUCACUAUAUCUAUCUAUUUGUCCGUGAUAACAUGGUCAGGAUGAAAAGGUACCCACUCUUGUGCAUCAAACACGAAAGGUUUUGCUAUCUGUUUGUACAUACUACUUUUAGUUUUUUUAUCCAGAAUUUGUUAUGCUUAUAAAUGAGAUGAACGAUGUUCUUCCCAAGAUGAUGAUUAUGACAAGGCCAAUAAGAACUGUACGAGGCUGUGGGGUGGGCUUGUGGGUAAAGCUUUUCUUGUCUCGCCUAAGAUCUGGUUCAAUUCCUCACAUGGUUACCCUGAUGUGGUAACAUUUUCGUAGUCCCCACCAUUUAUGAUUUUGUUGGAAUAUUGCUAUGACAAUAAAACCACAAUCAAGUUAACUCUAGAAAUGAAACCACAUUUGAAUGUAAAUGUUUUUUGGAGGGUUAAAAUAUGGAAGCUCUGAGUUCAUGGAUUAAAAAAUGGUGUAAGAUCCAAGGCUUAUCAUAAAAAAAAGAAAUAUUAAAGUUUAAAGUUUUUAUUAAAAAUGAGAAUGCAGCUGUGAAACAAGAAUAGUCCAUUUGUAAACAAUUGAAAUAAAUUAUUAUGGUCAAUGGAAAUAAGUAAGGGUUAAUGAUUUCAAGACCACUUCUGAAUCUGGGUUGGGGGUGGAUAGGAGGGAGUUGGAGGUGCCCUUAAGGGUGGGAGGGAGUUGAUGGUGCCCUUAAGGGUGGGAUGGAGUUGGUGGUGCCCUUAAGGGUGGGAGGGAGUUGAUGGUGCCCUUAAGGGUGGGAGGGAGUUGAUGGUGCCCUUAAGGGUAGGAGGGAGCUGGUGGUGCCCUUAAGGGUGGGAGGGAGCUGGUGGUGCCCUUAAGGGUGGGAGGGAGUUGAUGGUGCCCUUAAGGGUGGGAGGGAGUUGAUGGUGCCCUUAAGGGUGGGAGGGAGUUGAUCGUGCCCUUAAGGGUGGGAUGGAGUUGGUGGUGCCCUUAAGGGUAGGAUGGAGUUGGUGGUGCCCUUAAGGGUGGGAGGGAGUUGAUGGUGCCCUUAAGGGUGGGAUGGAGUUGGUGGUGCCCUUAAGGGUGGGAGGGAGUUGGAGGUGCCCUUAAGGGUGGGAGGGAGUUGGUGGUGCCCUUAAGGGUGGGAGGGAGUUGGAGGUGCCCUUAAGGGUGGGAGGGAGUUGGAGGUGCCCUUAAGGGUGGGAGGGAGUUGGUGGUGCCCUUAAGGAUGGGAGGGAGCUGAUGGUGCCCUUAAGGGUAGGAGGGAGUUGAUGGUGCCCUUAAGGGUGGGAGGGCGUUGGUGGUGCCCUUAAGGGUGGGACAGAGUUGAUGUUGACCUUGUGGGGUGGUAACACAGAUUGGUGGCUGUCCUUGCACAAGUUGUGUCUUUGCACUCAGCAUUUGCCGUGGUGGAGUUUGAAAGUCCUGAAAUAUGAAUUUUCAAAUGCAACAGCCUAUGAAAGGAGAUGUUAUGAUUUGAUACAGUAGAAUACCUGCCUUGUUGUGGGGAGUACUUCAGUGGUUUACAUGGUGCUGGUGAGAAGCAAAACAAACAAACUAUAUUUUUGAAUUUUGCAUAUUUUGAUAUGUUUGGUCAAAUUAGAAUCUCCAUUAAUAUCGACAAGGUCACAUUAAGAAGGUAAUUGUCAUAGAACUCGCUGUAUGUCACCUAGUGGAACAUUGUGCUGGUCAUAGUCUUGAAAUCCCAGCUGAGCCCACAAUAGGAGACUUGUUCUGACAAUCCAUAGCCUGUGUUUGGAUUGUCAGAAACCUAUGAUUGUGGGUUCGAAUCCUGGUUCGCCCCGAUUAUGUUUCUAGGUUUGUCAGCACCAUACCCAUGCUUGUGGGUUUCACCGAAGUGGUAAACGUCUGAGACCUGCAUCACUUCGGGCUUUCCUCCCACAUUAAGCUGACACGCCGCGAUGUAACUGGAAUACUGUUAAAAGCGGCGUUAAACCCAACUCACUCACUCACUCAAGAACGUUGUGAACAUCUUGUGACCUCCUUCAGGCUUUCCUCCCAUAUAAAGCUGACAUGCUGUGGUAUAACUGAAAUAGUGUUAAAACCAGCGUCAAACCAAACUCACUCAUCAUCAUGUUAAUAACGAACAUUACGAAUACUCAAAUUUAUGAAUUUUCAGAGAACAAGGUCUUGACGGUGUAUGAUUGUUAUGAUAUCAUGUUAUGACGGCUGCCUGUAUAUAAAUAAACUGUAUUGAAGUCA